CCAUGUGUAUGCGUCUGCUCACAGCGGUCCAUACGCUGGCGCUAUGCUCUAGCGCCAAUAUGAGAGUCUUCGUGGCGCGUUGAGCUUCUCCGUGCCAGUCUACAUGCAGGCCAAGAAGCGCUACGUGCUAGCGUUGGCGGCAGCUUGCGCCAUGCUGCUUGCCUACAUCUGCACUCUUCACACCACCGAGCUCCAGACACAGAGUGACGAGCCACAUUUUCACGCCCUUCUUCAGCAUGCUGAGCAGCCAUACCUGUAUCUGGAGGAAGCGGAACCAGAAGAGUAUGGACCACUGGUGCUGCUGCGUCACGAGAUCCAAAACAACAUGUACAAGAGCCGCCGCUGUCGCAUGGACACAUGCUUUGACUUUGGUCGGUGUCAGGGUGCCUUCCGUGUCUAUGUGUACCCUCCAGGCACGAGUGCGGUCACAGGAAUUUCUGAGAAUUACCGGAAAGUUCUGGCGGCCAUUGAGGACUCACGGUUCUACACAAGUGAUCCAAGUGAGGCAUGCCUUUUCGUGCUCAGUGUUGACACGCUGGACCGGGACAGACUCUCACCUCAAUAUGUGCAGGAUGUUAGAACUCAGAUCCAGAACCUUCCACUGUGGAAUGAUGGCAGGAACCACCUGAUUUUUAACUUGUACUCUGGGACAUGGCCUGACUAUGCUGAGGAUUUGGGUUUUGAUGUAGGCCAGGCCAUGUUGGCCAAAGCCAGCGUUGACAUGCAGAACUUCAGACCCCAUUUUGACGUCUCCAUACCUCUUUUUUCCAAAGACCACCCCCAGAAAGGUGGGGAAAAAGGUUAUUUGACGUCCAACAAUGUCCCACCUGCACGGAAAUACCUUCUGGUGUUCAAGGGGAAGAGGUACCUUACAGGAAUUGGUUCAGAAACCAGGAAUGCUUUGUAUCACAUACAUAAUGGGGAAGAUAUGAUUUUGUUGACCACCUGCAAGCAUGGGAAAGACUGGGAGAAGCACAAAGACGUUAGGUGUGACCAGGACAAUGAAGAAUACUCAAAAUUUGAUUACCAGGAGCUUCUACACAACUCAACUUUCUGCCUAGUGCCUCGUGGCCGGCGACUCGGGUCUUUCCGUUUCCUUGAAGCCCUGCAGGCGGCGUGUAUCCCUGUAUUACUGAGUAAUGGAUGGGAGUUGCCUUUCUCUGAGGUCAUCGACUGGAGUAAAGCCGCCAUCAUUGGAGAUGAAAGAUUACUACUGCAGAUUCCCUCCAUCACCAGGUCUGUCGAUGCAGAGCGAAUCUUGGCUCUGAGGCAGCAGACGCAGUUCCUCUGGGACUCCUACUUCUCCUCCGUGGAUAAAAUUGUCUUAACCACAUUAGAGAUCAUCCAGGAUAGGAUAUACACCUACACCUCGAGAAGCAUGCUGAUGUGGAACUCUCUCCCCGGUGGACUCUAUACACUUCCUCGGUUCUCCUCAUAUCCCACCCUUUUCCCCUUUUACUACAGACUCCUAGGUAAAACUCCGCAGCAGGAGUUCACAGCUGUUAUUCAGGCAGUAGCUCCUCUUCAGUCUCCUCAGCAGCCCAUCCUCAAACUCAUUAUUGCUGUUGCCAAGUCCAAGUUCUGUGCACAGAUCAUCGUGUUGUGGAACUGUGACAAACCUUCACCUCCCAGAAGCAAAUGGCCAUCCAUUAACGUCCCUCUGACCAUCAUUGAGGAAGAGAGAAAGACGAUGAGCGGACGUUUUUUCCCUCAUGAUGUCAUCAGGACUGAUGCCGUGCUCAGCCUGGAUGAGGACUCGGUUCUGUCCACAAAUGAGGUGGAUUUUGCUUUCAUUGUGUGGCACAGUUUUCCUGAUCGGAUAGUCGGAUAUCCGGCACGCAGCCACUACUGGGAUGCCACCAAGGAGAGGUGGGGCUACACAUCCAAGUGGACCAAUGAGUACUCGAUGGUGCUGACGGGCGCCGCCUUCUACCACAGGUACUAUCACUUCCUGUACACUCACUACCUACCUAGUCGACUCCUCUCCAUGGUGGACCAGCUUGCCAACUGUGAGGACAUUCUCAUGAACUUCCUCGUCUCCACGGUAACCAAGUUGCCGCCAAUCAAAGUCACACAGAAGAAACAGUACAAGGAGACGAUGAUGCAACAGGGUUCGAAGUCAUCACGUUGGGCCGACCCAGACCACUUCGCUCAGCGGCAGUCCUGCAUGAACUCCUUCGCCGCCUGGUUCGGCUUCAUGCCGCUCAUUCACUCUCAGCUCCGUUUGGAUCCGGUCCUGUUUAAAGACCAGGUCUCCAUCUUACGCAAGAAAUACAGGGACAUUGAGAGACUAUAAAGACGCAUGAGGUCUCGUAUCAACACGAACGUCACUAAAGCGAUGGGUUGAUUGCCCUGGACAUGGCCUCACAAAUAUAAUGUCUGCAAAGUCAUUUCAUUUCAAAUAUAUGCAACUGUGGGUUUUAUCUUGUUUAAAGGCUCUGGUCAGGUAUCUGAGAAUCCAACACUGCUGACUUUCCAUCCUCAUCAUCACUGUCAUUUACAGAGACCAACAUUAAUCCUAGGACACACUCGAUGGAAGAAAAGACAGCCUGAAGUCGAGGCCACGGGGAGGACGCCCAAACUCACAACAAUGCCUGCAAUAUGUACAUUCAGUUCUCUUAUUUUUUGUACGAUUUUGCCUUUUUUUAAAAGAA
Messenger RNA from Neoarius graeffei (lesser salmon catfish), 2654 nucleotides. Its product is annotated as exostosin-1. The record is from RefSeq and is a predicted model, not a curated record. NCBI's taxonomy places the organism in Eukaryota, Metazoa, Chordata, Actinopteri, Siluriformes, Ariidae. The transcript has 11 exons. Gene Ontology annotation, molecular function: glycosyltransferase activity. Bases 104 to 2296 code for a protein of 730 amino acids. Gene Ontology annotation, cellular component: membrane.